Messenger RNA from Anas platyrhynchos (mallard), 2305 nucleotides. Lineage: Eukaryota; Metazoa; Chordata; Aves; Anseriformes; Anatidae. The record is from RefSeq and is a predicted model, not a curated record.
AGAGGAGGAGGAGGAAGAGGAGGAGGAGGUAGAGGAGGAGGAGGAAGAGGAGGAGGAAGGGCGCCAUCUCCUCCCCCCCCCUCCCCUCACUGCUCCCAUGGGCGACGCAGCUCAACCCCCGCGGCCAGGCGUCGGCGUCGGGGUGGUGAUCACCAGCCCCGCGCACCCCGGCUGCGUGCUGCUGGGCAAGAGGAAGGGCCGGCUGGGCGGCGGCAUGUACCAGCUGCCCGGCGGCCACCUCGAGUUCGGGGAGAGCCUGGCCGAGUGCGCCGCCCGCGAGGCGCGGGAGGAGGCGGCGCUGCGCCUGCGCAACCUGCGCUUCGCCUCCGCCGUCAACGCCGCCUGCCCGGCCGCCGGCUACCACUACGUCACCGUGCUGAUGAAGGGGGAGGCGGAGCCGGGGGCGGAGCCGCGCAACAGCGAGCCGGACAAGAAUGAGGGAUGGGAAUGGGUGAAGUGGGAUGAGUUCCCCCCCGCGGAGCAGCUGUUCUGGGCGCUGCGGUGCUUGAGGGAGCAGGGCUACAACCCUUUCAGCGAGGAGCUGGGUCACCUGCAGGGGUACACGGGCAGCCACCAGCUGGCGUAGGAUGGAGCUGCUUCAUCUUCACCCAGUCAUCAUGUUUUAUCUGGUAUGUCUUCAUGGAGAUGGAUAGCCCUUUGGAAGUCACCCAAACCCUGCGGAGAAGCUUGGGAAUGGUUACAGCGUCGUGCCUAAAUGAAGGUGAUUUAAGCCACUGUCCUGCUUUCUGUGUAAAGCUGCGUGGUACAUCGUGCUGCUUUCCUCUCAUUAUAAAUCUUGGGCCAAUUUCUAAAUUUUGCCUCAUAUCCUGACUUCAGUUAAUAUACUGUCAACAUCCAUACUGAAGAAAAAUCUCAUUUUCCAGAGAAUACCUCAUUUUCAUGCAGACAGUUGAAAAACACAGUAUUAUGAACACAAAAAGUUGCCCUGGCUGGUAGGGAAUGAAGAUUCUCUGACCCUUCCUGCCACUGCCUUUCAUCACAGAGGGCUGUUGGCAACCUCAGUGACAUGAGAAUUCAUCUGCAGAAGUGUUAAAGAUAUCUGUGGUUGAUGUUCACUUCUGCCCAUAGAACUUAACACCUUACUGGAGAGGUGCCUACAGUGUUCUGCCAGGCUGAUGUAACUAACACUGUGAAAACUAAUCUCAUUUAUAGCUGUAACUACGUCAGACAGGUGCACUUCUCUGCUGAAUAGGAUUGUCACUAUUAUACAGUAUGGUUGGGUGUCAUUCUUUACAGCUGAGGCUUGAUAGAAUUCUUAAUUUUCAGCAUGAUAUGAACAGAUGAUUAAAUUGGUAGAGAAGGAAGGGACAUAUGUGCAUACGCACACAAAACCAAUGAAUUUAAAUGUUAUUUUUCUACCAUCUAACACAAUUUGAUCUGGUCAUUAGGAUUUCAGCCAUUAAUUUUAGGGUAAGGAUGGACUACAAAUAAAAAAAUCAGAAUUGCUUUCAUCUUUUUCUAUUUAGGGUUCUUUUGGAACACAGUUUUUUUUUCCAUUAAAUAUACUCAUUGUAAAAAUGAUCUGAUAUGCAUUUAAUUUCUUUUAAAUAAACAAUAUUGGAAGAUUAAAAUUGUCUGAAAUUGUGAAUUGGCUCGUCAAUUCUUAAAGGAAAUGAGAUUGAAUGGUUAAAGCUUUUCCUUACUUUACACAGAGCCAUCUCCAUUUAAGAAAGUUUCUCCCCUGUGAAACAGGCAGAGUGAUACAAAGUAUAAGGGUGCUGAUGAUGAUUGCAAGGCUCCUGUGUUGAAUUCAAAGCAUUAACUAUGGGCAACUUCCCUUCCAACAGAUACAACGUGAAGCUAAGAAAGUAGCUGUGGUUAAAAAGCAGUUUUGAAAUGGAAGAUAUCAGUGAAACUUUCUUCACAGCCCUAUCUUUGUACAGAACAUUUUUUCUGUUGAAUUCAAAAGCGGAGAUUUUCCUCCCAAAAGCAACUUAAUGUACACUGAAAAUUAUUCUAUUCAGCUGUCAACAAAGAGGCUGUAGGAAGAGUCGACAGAUGUCCAGCCCAUCUGUCCCAAAGAAUAAUGGAAAAAAAAAUAGUAAUUCAAACAAUUUAGUGCUGUUUUAAAUUUUAAAAGGUAUCUAAGUCCUGAUGGGAAAACCCAGGUCACUGUAAAAUCGUUUGUAUUGCAAAAAAUAUUUUGUUACAGUUAAUGACUAUAUUCACUCUGUGUGUUGUAAACAGGCAAGAAGUUUCUGAAAUUAGGACAGAUAACAUCUCCAUAUGUCAAUUACUGUAUCCUUGCUAAGCGGCCUGAUUAAAUGACAGCACAUUACCACAA